GAGAAGGACGACGAAGCAACGAGGCGCAGGAAGGUGCGCUUCUUCCAGUUGAAUAAGGACGACCUUGGCGCUGAGUUGCUUGAGCAGCUCGAGGCGAUCAGAAAGGGCCCCAACAAACGGGCAAAAGAGCAGCAGUUCAUCGCGGAGGCGGUGACCGUCUCUGACGACGGGACCUUGAGCUUGACCACCGACAAGGCGUACUUCCACGAGCUCCACCAGAAGUACGAGGAGAGGAAGGGCACCAAGGGCAAGGUCAGCUUGCCAACGCUGCAGUUUCGCGCGCGGCACUACAACAACUGCACCAAGACGUUCGACGAGGCCGAGCAGAAGGGCGAGUUCUACCGAACGAUGGGGAACGGA
Messenger RNA from Prorocentrum cordatum, 360 nucleotides. The record is from the annotation of a GenBank genome assembly. Lineage: Eukaryota; Dinophyceae; Prorocentrales; Prorocentraceae.